Messenger RNA from Aspergillus sclerotioniger CBS 115572, 1686 nucleotides. Its product is annotated as Zn(II)2Cys6 transcription factor. The record is from RefSeq and is a predicted model, not a curated record. Gene Ontology annotation, biological process: regulation of DNA-templated transcription; DNA-templated transcription. The transcript is spliced from 4 exons. Gene Ontology annotation, molecular function: DNA-binding transcription factor activity, RNA polymerase II-specific; zinc ion binding; DNA binding. Lineage: Eukaryota; Fungi; Ascomycota; Eurotiomycetes; Eurotiales; Aspergillaceae. Bases 1 to 1686 code for a protein of 561 amino acids. Gene Ontology annotation, cellular component: nucleus.
AUGGCCGAUCGCAAGACUCAAAAAGCUUCAUGCUCUCAGUGUCGGUCGCGAAAAGUUCGUUGCGACCGUAGGAAACACACCUGUGGAAAUUGCCAUCGGUUAAAGCACCCAUGCUCUUUUCGAACGGAGGCCGCGUUUCCAAGUCGCCCAACGAGAUCUGAAGAUGACCAACCUGAGAGACGUCGGGGCUCUCGUGCGUGUAUCAAUUGUCGUCUUCAGAAAGUCCGUUGCUCCGGUGAACUGCCACGGUGUUCUAACUGCCAACGGCGACAUCGAGAAUGUCAUUAUCCGGCAUCGGAACGGACUGACGUUGUCAGAGUAUACCCCGUUAAAGAUGGCGCGGAGUUAGCCAGAAUCCUUGAUGACUAUUUCUUGCAUUUCUUUCUUCAUGAGCCUUCCAUCCGGCGGAUGUGUGCGGAUCGAACCCUUGAGCCAAGCCUGGUGCUCUCCAUAUGUGCUAUGGUCAAGCUGCACUGUAAGCGAGGCUGGCCUCAGCCUUCCGAGAGCGGAUUGUUGGUUGAGUUAUCAGAAAAACGCAUCUGGGAUCAGCUUGAUAAGCCUUCAAUUUUUAGACUUCAAGCACUAUUCCUCAUUAUCCAGUAUCAUGCUGAAGUUGGAGGAUUCGAAAGGGCCUUCAUGAUGGCUUCUAUUGCAAGUCGUCAUGUAGCCGCUCUUCGAUUGAAUCAUGAAAGUCCGCAACUCAGCUUUAUCACUCAGGAGAUUCGACGAAGAGCUGUCUGGACGAUGGCACUUUUGGAUGGUUACUUCUCCGUGGGCAUCCCUGGAUACAGUAUCAUAAACUAUGAAGAGAUAUAUCAGCAAUUCCCAUGUCGAGAAGAAAGGUUUGGUUCGCCAAUUCCGGAGAAUAUAGCCGUCACAAGAACUGAAGACAAUAUUAAUGGCCCUCGCAGUAUGUUGGAGCUAGUUCUGCGUAUUUCAAAACUUCGCAGAGAUAUCAUGCGCUUUACAAGGCAGCUAGCUCUUGUAGAGCAGCCUCUGAAGGAAUUUCAGGACAUAGUUGAAGGGUUUCGAGUCAAUUUAUCGCAACUUCACGAAAGAAUCAUUUUGGCUGUUCCUCUUUCGGCUCCCAUCUGGCCAGAGUCCCGAUGGGUUGUGCGAGCUUUGGAAAUCCAACUGGCAUGGCGACAGGCGAACUGCGACCUAUUUCGCCUUUUCCUGCCUGGGCAUCCUAACGCAGCCCCCGAUGUGGUGUUGUGUCCACUAGAACCAGAUAUUUAUGUCGGUCAAGCCAGGGCUAUCUGCGAAGAACACAGUGGCUGGAUUGUGGAAACUAUCUCGGGGGCCCAAAAGAUGGACCAUCGAACACUCUUCUCGUUCGAUAUCGCGAGAUGUGCUUAUCAAGCGGCGCGACUUGGUCUGUUUCUCGGCCAUAUGCCAGAUGCACGGUCGGAAUUAAAACCAGAUGCUGCGAUCGCAAAUGCUGCAUUGUGCCUGGAUUUCAUCAAGCGAAAUUUCGCGUCAGCUGCUCACGCACGAAGGAUGAUCUCGGAUCUCAGCCUGCUAAUAGGAGCCUAUGAGACGCGGCACGGGCAUUUAGGAGCGGCAAUGGCGCUGGAUUCAUUCCGAUCUUCCGGCGACGCCAUUGAACGGCAUAAUCAACUUGCGGUUCACAGCCUCAUUCACCAGGCUAAUUUUGUUGACGAUAGCUUUCUCUAUGAGUUGUAG